UCUCUCCUCAUAUCACUUGAUCACUCGCUGUUCUUGGGUUAAGGCAAAGUGUGGUUGCAACAAAAACAUAGUUGAAUUGGACUACAAUAAUAAUAUUCCAGCAUGUUGGUGCUAAUAGUAUUUAUGGGCGCGCUCGCUGCAGUGCGCGCCGACUGUGAUGCAUGCUUCGAAGGAGUCUGUCACACUAAGAAAACGCUGCUCGAAGGAUUCCGCGUAACCGACCAGCUCGCCAUCGACCGCACCAACAACAUCCUUUAUGCCCAACUCGACUACCGCACCACAGCCAUCUUCCUCGACGAAGCCAAGAUGAGGACCGUCCACGACGAAAAAAUGACAGGGUUAGCGGUGGAUCAAAAGAACCAAGUUUUGUACUCAAGUUUAAAUGGUGUCAUAUACAGACAUAGAUACCAGGGAGACGGUUACACCAAAGAGACAGCUUUUCCACUUGAUCGACCUACAACGCCUGCCAGACUUCGCUAUGAAGACGUCCUCUACAUGAUCAACAAGGAUGGCAGCUCUGCUCACUUCAGCGAGAGUUCAAACUCCUUCGCUGGUUACGACAACUUAGAAAGCUUCGCUGUUACCGACAUGGUCAAUGUACAAAACAUAAGCAACUGGUUCUUUGUUGCUGAUGAUAAACUUUACAGAUAUAUUUAUAGCGAAUACGGCCAAAUGUCAUGGCAUCUUAUCUCUGACAAAAAGCACGUUCUAUCCAUUGGUAGGAAUGGGGACGUAUACUUUGGAGAUGCUUCCGAGAGAAUUAUAUAUAAGUUAGACAGACGAACAAUGGGUUUGAUAAAAUAUGGCGAUUAUGUAGAAGGUUCGGUGAAGGACUUUGUGUUUGAUAGAGAUGAAAAUAUCGUGUUCCUUGACGCUGAUGGAAGCGUGGCGCGAUGGCUACCAAGCGGAGGGCCGUGCUUUGAGCCACCCCGUUUCGAUUCGGACCGCGUUAAUUCGGACCUCAAAGACUUCCUACAACGAUACAAGUACAACUACAGGACGUCACCUCGCAAUAUCAUCAUUGUCGAUGUUGAAGGAAACACAAACAUCCAUUCAAACGAGUUGCACGAGAUAAGUGAUCAAAGCAGCGAUUCUGACAAAUGGUACAAGAUGGAUGAAGAAGAAGAAGGUGAUACCGUAGUAUCACCUUCUGACAACGUAUCAUUUUAUGAUAACUGGUCUUAUACGAUUGGUCCAGAAUGAUGACAAAUGUUUAGUUAAUUAUCCGCCAUUGUUACUUUCUCGGAUACAUGCAUCGCGAUUAAUUUGUUCGCAACAAUAAUAGUAUAUGAAUAUUUUUUUUGUGCAAGCGGUCAAAUCUUAAUUGAUUUAUUUGUAGUUUUUUUUUCAAUUUGAUAUUUUUUGUCUUUUUUAAUAAAUAAACUUUGAUAUUUCAUGGGUA
This is a messenger RNA of Cydia splendana, 1402 nucleotides long. RefSeq lists its product as uncharacterized. Bases 103 to 1203 code for a protein of 366 amino acids. Lineage: Eukaryota; Metazoa; Arthropoda; Insecta; Lepidoptera; Tortricidae. The record is from RefSeq and is a predicted model, not a curated record. The transcript has 2 exons.